This is a messenger RNA of Micropterus dolomieu (smallmouth bass), 2343 nucleotides long. RefSeq names its product acyl-CoA dehydrogenase long chain (gene acadl). The record is from RefSeq and is a predicted model, not a curated record. NCBI's taxonomy places the organism in Eukaryota, Metazoa, Chordata, Actinopteri, Centrarchiformes, Centrarchidae. Gene Ontology annotation, cellular component: mitochondrion. Gene Ontology annotation, molecular function: flavin adenine dinucleotide binding; long-chain fatty acyl-CoA dehydrogenase activity. The transcript has 11 exons. Gene Ontology annotation, biological process: fatty acid beta-oxidation using acyl-CoA dehydrogenase; carnitine metabolic process, CoA-linked; long-chain fatty acid catabolic process. The coding region runs from base 240 to 1469 and encodes 409 amino acids.
GUGGUUGAAUUUAACUAAGUAUAUUUACUUGUAAGUACUGUAAUGAAGUACAAAUCUGAGGUAGGCUACUUGUACUUCUCAGUACACCUCAGACUCACUGCAUUUGUAGGACGGCUGUAGUUACUAGUCUUGCUUCUCAGAUUAGGUCUACAUUUUUCAUACCCUUCCUGUCCAGUGAAAACCACGUAUCUCCGAAUUGGGAGAUUUUUUUUUAUUUGAAUUAUGCUGAUAAACUGAAAAUGCUGCAGCACAGUGCGGUUAAGCCUGUCCCCCCGAUCCGUUCAGAGACCUCUAGUGCCAAGACUCUUAUGGACAUUGGGACCCGCCGGAUCUUCAACGAGGACCAUGAUCUCUUCAGACAAAGUGUCCGGCGCUUCUUUCAGGAGGAAGUGAUUCCACAUCACAAAGAAUGGGAGAAGGCGGGUCAGGUGAGCAGGGAGGUGUGGGAGAAGGCUGGUGAGCAAGGCCUGCUGGGACUAAUGAUACCAGAGGAGCAUGGUGGCAUCGGAGGAGAUCUGUUUUCUGUUGCUGUCAUGUGGGAGGAGCAAGCGUAUUCCAACUGCACAGGCCCGGGUUUCUCCUUGCACUCCGACAUUAUUAUGCCCUACAUCAGCAACUAUGGUAGCAAGGAACAGAUUGAACGCUUCAUCCCCAAGAUGACUGCUGGGAAAUGCAUCAGCGCCAUUGCCAUGACAGAGCAGGGAGCAGGCAGUGAUCUUCAAGGCGUGAUGACGUACGCCAAGAGGGAUGGCAGCGACUGGAUCCUCAAUGGCAACAAGGUCUUCAUUUCAAACGGCUGGAUGGCUGACCUGGUGGUGGUAGUGGCCGUGACAAACCGCAAGGCAAAGACGGCAGCACAUGGCAUCAGUCUGUUCCUGGUGGAGGACGGCAUGAAGGGCUUCCAGAAAGGGCGCAAGUUGGAGAAGAUCGGUCUGAAGGCCCAGGACACAGCUGAGCUGUUUUUUGAGGAUGUGCGGCUACCAGCUGAUGCCCUCCUAGGGGAAGUCAACAAGGGUUUCUACUACCUGAUGAAUGAACUGCCUCAGGAGCGUCUGGUGAUUGCUGCCAUGGCCAUAGCAGCCUGUGAGUUCAUGUUUGAGGAAACCAGGAACUAUGUGUUACAGAGGAAGGCUUUCGGCAAGACUAUCUCUCACCUACAGACUGUGCAGCACAAGCUUGCAGAGCUGAAAACUGAGAUCUGUGUGGGCCGAGCCUUCAUAGAUAACUGCCUUCAGCUCCACGCUGAGAAACGCCUGGAUGCCUCCACUGCUUCCAUGGCCAAGUUCUGGUCGUCUGACCUCCAGAACAAGGUGGCCACUCAGUGCCUGCAGCUCCAUGGAGGCUGGGGCUACAUGUGGGAAUACCCCAUUGGCAGGGCGUUUGUGGAUGCCCGUAUUCAGCCCAUCUAUGGAGGCACCAAUGAGAUCAUGAAAGAGCUCAUUGCUCGUACAAUUGUAGGCCAGAAGUAAGAAAUGUCCAGGCUGUCUUUUCUUUAUCAGUGAUUGUUAAUGCUGUAGGAUUACAGGGUUGAUUUUAGAUGUUAACAUGUAAAUUUGAAAGAGCACUAAUGGCUCGACGGUUUCUGUCACUUUACUGCUCACUGUAGUGUUAUUUGUGUAUAUAGUGUAUAUUGCAUUUAAAAAUAAUAGAUUCCAGAUAAAAAUUGCAUUGCAUUUUUGUAAAUGAAUGUUAGUAGUUGCUUAUGUGUACAAUAUGUUAAAUUUUUUUUUCAGAUAAACAUGCCUUUAUGUCAACACUGAAAAUGUGCUACCGUGGCUGUCCACUUGAUGAAAUAAAUACAUUCUACAGUAUGUUUUAUUAGCCAGUGUUGGUUAGAACCCACAGCCUUGAUCAAGAAUUUAAGCAGUGUGUUGUUUUAGCACAGCAUCGAGAACAUCUGAGACAUAUUUCAUAUUGGUUUAUUUAUGUCAUAUUAAAUGUUUUGACUUGAUUCUUAAUGUCUUUACAUAGUAGAUUGUGCCAUGCUUUCAAAGUUCAUAUUGGUCGAAGUGUGUGUACAUUUUUGCUAUUGCUCUCUGUACUUAUGAGGGCCCUCACAAGGAUAUGAAUAUUAAAAAAACAAUGUAAAGAAUUAGAUUCUGCCAUUUACGUCUUCUCUUUUUUAUAUUCCUAAUUCGUGUAUGAUUCAAUAAAAUCAAACAUUUAUUGAACAUGUUAUAUUAUUUUUAAAAGAUUAUAUCACGAUAAUUAUUAUUUUAUUGUCCAGCCCUAGUUAAGAUUUUAGGAGUUUGUCAAGGUGUGACUUGAGUUGAGGCUAAUGGAAAAGCUUAGGGAUGAAUUGUUAAUGAUGUAUCAUUAAAUUGAUCCCAAAGUUCAUCAGCA